GUUCCGUGGCUGUGCGUCAGGUGUCCGGAGUUUUCCCUUUCCUCUCACCCCGUGUCUGAAGUAUUUCUGCACCUUAUAGGAUACACCCCCAGGGAAGAGAUGCGAGGGAGGAGAGCGAGGAGAGACCUGUAGCUCCACAGAAAGCACACACACACACACACACACACACACGCACACAGAGAGAGACACCCCUCCGCCACGCUGCCUGCACUGCGAUCUUUUCUUGUUCUUCACAAGUUAAAAGGUGCCAUCCGUGAAAGCUGCACGUCCCACCACAGAGUCAUCAUGUACACUCCGAGAAAAGAUGAUAUUUACGCGUAUGCCUUGUCCAAGACCCUGACAAAAGUUUCAUCACCUGCAACUGUAGGGCUCUACUCUUCGUGUCAGAAUCGAAUUAACAUGAUCCUCGGACAAAUGGAAGUGUACAUGGAAGAGGAGGCUGUUAGGAUUGAGAAGGAAUACAAAGGAAGGCCUCGCUCAGUUAAGCCUUCAUUUACAGGCUUUCUGACGCUCAUUGGCCGACUGCUCUUCUACAGGCCCAUUUGGACCAAGGACAACCAGCAGCACCAUGACAUCAGGUUCAUUUAUGUGCAUUUUAGUGCCUGGCAUUUUGCAGGCAGUGACCUACUUUGGGCCGGGCUAGCCAUACGACUGUUUCAGGCCAUGCAGAUAAACUUUGGGAAGUUACAGCUUGUACUGUACCGUGUGGCUCAACAUGACGAAGAGGAGGAAAUCAAGAAGAAGAUAGUGGAGAAUGGUACUGAUCAUUGGAGGUCCAAGAAGAUUUGCUGCUGCCCUCUGUGGUUUCUCGUCCUAUCCAUUCUUGUGGUACCAGUUAUCCUCCUGGUAUUCCUAUUCAUAUUUGGGCUACCCAAACCUGAGGUGAUACAAGGCGAGGAGGUGAAUGAAACAAAUGGUCAGUUGGGUAUGCUGGAGGGCCUGGUCAUUGCCGCGUUAGGACUCCCUGCAGCGAGCGCAUUGAGGUUUACCUUUCUGAUGGGGAAGAAUCUCAUCUUCACCCAGGACCUGAACAUUAAGAAGGGGAUGGACAAUGAGCAGGUUAGCAGCAAACUGGGCUUCAUGAAUGAGGUGAGGAAGGAAAUGUGGUUCCUGUCUUGCUUCAUCCAGUUUAUGGAGGUGUUUGAGAGGAGAAGGAUACGAUUGGUGUUGAAGAUCACCAAUCUGGACCGGUGUGCCCCCAAGAAAAUUGUUGCAGUUCUGGAAGCUAUCGACAUUCUGCUUUCAGAUGAGGAGAGUCCGUUUAUUUCCAUUCUGGCAGUAAACCCAGAUGUUCUUGUACAGAAAGUGAAUUUUGCAGACGGAUGCUUCAGCAAAGAGGACAGAGCUCAUGCAUUGUUGAACCGCAUAGUGACUUUGGCCUUCACGGUCCCACCACUGUGCGAUGAUUCAAAGCGCAGUUUAUUUUACAGCCUCACUAGCAAUUCAAAAUUCCCUGAGGAUUUGAGCAUGGGGAAAGAUAAACAUAGAACCAGGGAACGCAAAAAGACAUCUUCCUCAAAUGCAACAGAAGUACGUAUUGCACUAGAAGAGUCAAAUCCACUGAUCAGUAAAACUACAGCAGAACUGGAUGUAAAUGAAGGGGAAGUAGAGACACUGGUCGGGAGCAUCCUGACCAGCAAUGAACGAGCUAUAAACAAGUACAUGUUAGAUGAUGCCAUGUAUAUGAGGAGGGUGAUCAACUCCAUUCGAGUGACUGUGAUAAUCAUGAAGGCCUUGAAAAAAGAGCUUCCUCAACCAGAAUACAUUGCUGCAUGGGUGGUCUUAGCUAAUCAGUGGCCCUGCCGACUCAGCUGGAUCAUCCAGUGUGCAGAAGAUGCUCAGCAAAGAGCAGAUAUUGAUCGAAAGAAUGUGGCCAACACUGAUGAUUCGAAGACCUUAUGGAAAGUCUUCAGUGAGUCCAGGGCAGAGCUGUAUGUAAUGAGUGCACAGAUUGAGGACCUCCUCGAGCAGGACGGAGAUCCUGAGAUAUUUGAAAGAUUUCUCACUAUAGAUUUCCGAUUCACCGUAAAGGACUUGAAGAUAUUUGAAGUGGCGACGGUAAAUCUGGAUCAUACAGUCAAGAAGGAGCUGGCUCAGAUCAGAGGGACAUCCAGGCUGAAAGAUUCUGGUUGGAUGAGGGACCUAGCUCCUCUGCCUAUCACAACUAUCAUCAAUAUGGAUACAGAGGAUGUAUGCAAAGAGUUGGAGAGGAUGAAAUACCCCACCAAAUAUAUUGAGAUAGUGAAAUGCAAUGACCUCAAUGGUUCGGCACUGCUCUUUGGUAAUGCAGACGACCUUAAAGACCUCCUCGGUAUGACCUUUGGGGAAUGGGCAACUUUCAGACUGCAUUUCCUGGGUUUACCAUCACAUCUCCGACCACAAUACAAGAACAUGCCGCUGGCACCUUCUCAUCCUCAGAACCAGCUUUUGAGAAUUUCCAGACAUGUUCGCCAUCAUUACUCGUCUAAUCCCAAUGCGGUGACCAGCUUUACGUAGCAAUCCAAUCUGUUAGCAGUAAAUCUGAAAAUUAUGUUCUGUAUGUGAAAUAUUUAAUAGCAAUAUUUACAGUAACAAAACACUAUCUGUGCAUAAAAAUAAUAUACAAAAAGAGAUGUGUGAUUGAAAAUGUAUGCUAAAAGUCUCAGUGCUACUAAUACAUAAUUAAAGAAAUAGUUUGACAUUGAGAAGAUGACAGAUGAGAAUAUUAUUACCACUCUCUUGUCUCCAUGCUAAAUAUGAAGCUAGAGCCAGCAGGUAAUUAUCUUAGCUUAGCUUAA
Messenger RNA from Xiphias gladius (swordfish), 2777 nucleotides. RefSeq names its product NTPase, KAP family P-loop domain containing 1 (gene nkpd1). The transcript is spliced from 5 exons. The coding region runs from base 286 to 2496 and encodes 736 amino acids. Lineage: Eukaryota; Metazoa; Chordata; Actinopteri; Istiophoriformes; Xiphiidae. The record is from RefSeq and is a predicted model, not a curated record.